GAGAUAGAGGGCAAGUUGGGGAGGGGCAGAGAGAGAGAGGGGGACAUCAGAAUCUGGAACAGGCUCCAGGCUCUGGGUUGUCAGCACAGAGCCUGAUGGGGGGCUUGAACUUGGCAACAGCAAGAUCAUGACUUGAGCCGAAGUCAGACACUCAGCCAACUGAGCCAUGCAGGCACCCCUUUUGGAUCCCAUUUUUACACCACAGACUGUCAAAAGUUUAGAAUUACCAGAGGUAAAACCAAUGAAUUAUUGAAGUAGUAAUCAGGAAAAGUUUAUUGUGCACACACCAGAAAGACAGACUGCAAACCAAGAGCAUUCAAACCAAAACAUGGAAGGAAGCUCAGAGGUAUAUUGUUAGAAAGUGGUUUAUAUAGUGAGAAAUUCCUGCUCUCAAGCCUCCUCUCCUUCUACUUGUUCAUCUGUAUGUAGUCUUAAGUUUUAGUCAUUCAUAGGUAUUUAAAGUUCCUUAAUUACAUACCAUGUGUUUCCCCCACUUCUGGUAUUUUCAUGUUUUUUCCUGAAAUCUAGUCCCUCCGUGGAAUACCAGUUCUUCUUUUAAGACUGAACCUAAAUUGUAACUGUAAAGCAGGUAUUCAAUAAAAUGUUGAAUGAUUAAUUUGAGUGUUUAUGUGGGUGGAUUUUACCUAAUCUGGGAUGUUUGAAUCUGUUAUUUAUAAGAUAGGUUUUACCAUCCCAAUUUUACAGAUAAGGAAAGAGGUGAAGAGGAACAGGUUGUUUAACUUUGCUAAGAUCAUACAGUAAUUUAUUGCUAAAACUGUUUAGCCUCAAAGCUUUCUUUUUUGCUAAUUGCUUUGUAUGUGGUGUUUAAGUGUCAUUGAUGUUAUACUUGUUUAUGUGAUUUUGGACACUUCUCUGAAAUCUAGAGAAUUCGCUAUAAAAAUUAGUGUGGGAAUAACCAUGUAGUCCUUAUUUUAAAAGUCACUAUAAUAUAUAAUUUACUUUCUGACAUUUUUCAUGCUUAGUAGUGAUAAAUUAUUGGGUAGACAUUAUCAAUACUAUGGUUUAAAAAAAUUUGCUGUGAUUUUUCUUUCACUUUUAGAAAGAAGUUUGGAUCCCAAUUCAAUUUUAGGAUGGCAGCCAUUUCAGCUCUAACUGAAGAAUUGGAGUCUGUAACCAAUGAGCUACAUGCAGUAGACAUUCAAAUUCAGGAACUUCUGGAAAAGCAACAAGAGCUUAUUCAGAAAAAGAACAUCCUAACAAACCAAAUAAAGCAGCAUUUUGAGGAUUCUGAUGCUGGGGAAAGCAGUGAAUGGGAUUCUUCACCUGCUGCUUGGAAUAAAGAAGAUUUUCCCUGGUCUGGUAAAGUUAAAGAGGUUCUGCAAAAUGUCUUUAAACUGCAGAGGUUCAGACUGCUUCAGCUUGAAACUAUUAAUGUAACAAUGUCUGGAAAGGAGGUAUUUCUUGUUAUGCCUACAGGAGGUGGAAAGAGCUUAUGCUACCAGUUACCAGCAUUAUGUUCAGAUGCUCAGUUCCGUCAUUAUGUCUGUUUCUCCUUCCAACAGGAGCAUGUGAAAUGGGUUCAUGCUGAAAUGGUAAAUAAAAAUUCCAAGCUAAAGCUAAUUUAUGUGACUCCAGAGAAAAUCGCAAAAAGCAAAAUGUUCAUGUCAAGACUAGAGAAAGCCUAUGAAGCGAGGAGAUUUACCCGAAUUGCUGUGGAUGAAGUUCACUGCUGUAGCCACUGGGGACAUGAUUUCAGACCUGAUUACAAGGCACUGGGUAUCUUGAAGCGGCAGUUCCCUAACACGGCCCUAAUCGGGCUGACGGCAACCGCAACUAGCCAUGUUUUGAAGGAUGCCCAGAAAAUACUGUGUGUGGAAAAGUGUUUUACUUUCACAGCUUCUUUUAAUCGGCCAAAUCUUUAUUAUGAGAUUCGGCAGAAGCCCUCCAACACUGAAGAUUUUAUCGAGGAUAUUGUAAAGCUCAUCAAUGGGAGAUACAAAGGGCAAUCAGGAAUCAUAUAUUGCUUUUCUCAGAAAGACUCUGAGCAAGUUACAGUUAGUUUACAGAAACUGGGAAUUCAGGCAGGUGCAUACCAUGCCAAUAUGGAACCAGAAGAUAAGACCAAGGUUCAUAGAAGAUGGUCAGCCAAUGAAAUUCAGGUGGUGGUGGCCACGGUUGCAUUUGGUAUGGGAAUUGAUAAACCAGAUGUGAGAUUUGUUAUCCAUCAUUCAAUGAGUAAAUCUAUUGAAAAUUAUUACCAAGAGAGUGGACGUGCAGGUCGAGAUGACAUGAAGGCGGACUGUAUUUUGUAUUAUGGCUUUGGAGAUAUAUUCAGAAUAAGUUCAAUGGUGGUGAUGGAAAAUGUGGGACAACAGAAGCUUUAUGAGAUGGUGUCAUACUGUCAAAACAUAAGCAAGUGUCGCCGUGUAUUGAUAGCUCAACAUUUUGAUGAAGUAUGGAAUUCAGAAGCAUGCAACAGAAUGUGUGAUAACUGUUGUAAAGACAUUUUGUGUGAAGUAAAGAAUGUAACAGCAUACUGCAGAGAUCUAAUCAAGAUUUUGAAGCAGGCAGAGGACCUGAAUGAAAAGCUAACUCCACUGAAACUGAUGGAUUCUUGGAUGGGAAAGGGGGCAGCAAAACUGAGAGUGGCAGGCGUUGCUUCUCCCCAACUUCCUCGUGAAGACCUGGAGAAAAUUAUUGCACACUUUCUUCUACAGCAGUAUCUUAAAGAAGACUACAGUUUUACAGCUUACGCUACCAUUUCAUAUUUGAAAAUAGGACCUAAAGCUCAUCUUCUAAAUAAUGAGGCGCAUGUUAUUACCAUGCAAGUAAAGAAGCCCACACAGAGUUGUUUCAAGACUGAAUCAUCUGAAACUUGUCAUUCUGAAGGAGCUGAUAAAAGGAGGGAAGAAAAAAAUUCAGGUAACUUCCAGAAGUCUGCAAACAUGCUUCAGCGAUCUAAGAAUACAGGGACUAAAAAAAGAAAAAUUGAUGAUGCAGGAGAUGAGUGUUUCUAAAUUUUCCAAGAAAAUAGUUAUGCAUGUGUACACCAUUAUUUUGUAGUUAAAAGUUUAAGACAGUUUUAUUAAUAUUUUAUACAUAUGGAACUUGCCUGAAGUAUUGAAGACUUCAAUAUUUAAGAUCAUGAAUUAUAUAAAUUUACAGUAUAAAACGAGAAAAGUAAUUUUAUUAUUUUUUGAGAAAAAUAAUUUUAAUGUAAAAUAUUUUUAUCCCUUGAUAUACCUAAUUGUAUUCUUUUGAUAUUAAUGUUAUCAUAAGGAAUAUUUAUGUAGGCUUAUUACAGAAAAGAGUGAUUUCAGCUCAUAACAGCUAUACAAUCAGAACAUAAAAGGAUAUUAGCAAGUAAGAUCUUGCUACCUCCUUAAAGUAAAAUUGUAAGCUUCUUGAAACGACAAUCCUCUCUGACAUUUCACAAUCAAAGAAUGACUUUGGUAUACCAGACCAAGUUGUCAGCUAAGUAGAUAAAGUAGCUAAAUCUGCUCCAAAGCAGUUACACAGAAAUGAUUAACUUAAAUCCUUACAUUUACAUAAGUGGUCAAUUUGUGUUGGAAAAAAAAAAAUCUGUAAAUUAUUUGAUCUUUACCAUUUUACUUCUAUUUUAAUACUUUCCCACUACUCUCAUUAUGACUUCUGUAUUCUUAACUUCAUUAAAUCCAUGUGGUCGUUUA
Messenger RNA from Panthera uncia (snow leopard), 3650 nucleotides. RefSeq names its product RecQ like helicase (gene RECQL). The transcript is spliced from 13 exons. Bases 1092 to 2978 code for a protein of 628 amino acids. Gene Ontology annotation, biological process: double-strand break repair via homologous recombination. The record is from RefSeq and is a predicted model, not a curated record. Lineage: Eukaryota; Metazoa; Chordata; Mammalia; Carnivora; Felidae. Gene Ontology annotation, molecular function: 3'-5' DNA helicase activity; four-way junction helicase activity; nucleic acid binding. Gene Ontology annotation, cellular component: cytoplasm; chromosome.